AUGCGUCUCCCUGAGUGCCACUCCCACAUCACUAUGAACUGUGAGCAGGACUUUGCAGACGGGGGCUUGGGAGUGACCCUCACACUACGACUGCUCAUGCAUGGAAAGGAGGUCGGCAGCAUCAUAGGAAAGAAAGGAGAGACGGUGAAACGAAUACGAGAAGAGAGCAGCGCUCGGGUCAACAUCUCAGAGGGCUCCUGUCCGGAGAGGAUCAUCACCAUCACCGGCUCCACGGACUGCGUCUUCAGAGCUUUCACCAUGAUCACAUACAAACUGGAGGAGGACCUGACUGCGCUGGUGGCCAACGGCACCAUCAGCUCCAAGCCACCGGUCACCCUGCGGCUGGUCAUCCCCGCCAGCCAGUGUGGCUCUCUCAUCGGGAAGGGAGGGGCCAAGAUAAAAGAGAUCAGAGAGAGCACCGGAGCUCAGAUACAGGUGGCGGGGGAUUUGCUGCCCAACUCCACUGAGCGAGGGGUGACGAUAUCCGGGAAUCAGGAGUCUGUAAUCCAGUGUGUCAGGCUCAUCUGCACAGUAAUCCUGGAGUCUCCCCCAAAGGGUGCUACCAUCCCCUACCGCCCGAGUCCCUCACCAGCCGCCCUCCUCAUCGCAGGGAACCAGGUGUACGAGGCGUCAGAUUUUGCCCCCCACCAACUGUACUCCGUCACCCAGGGUGGUCUGGACCUCCAACAGGCCUACACUCUGCAAAACCAAUACGGCAUUCCACACUCAGAGAUGGCCAAGCUACAUCAGCUGUCAAUGCAGCAAGGCCUGAGUCCAAUGGCCCAGCCCGCCUCGACUAUCAUGCCUGGGAUGGACUCCAAUUCUCAGACAUCUCAGGAGCUGCUUAUUCCCAAUGAUCUGAUCGGCUCGAUCAUCGGCCGUCAGGGCACCAAGAUCAACGAGAUCAGGCAGGUGUCCGGAGCUCAGAUCAAGAUCGGCAGCCAGCUGGACGGCACGAGCGACCGCCACGUCACCAUCACGGGAACGCCGGUCAGCAUCAACCUGGCCCAGUACCUCAUUACCUCCUGUUUAGAGACAGCCAAAUCCACGGCCCAGGCCGCCACCAUGGCGUCUCCGGUCGACCUCAACAUGGCCUUCGCCCAGCCGGCCUCCCCCGCCACCUCCCCGGCCCCCACCAUGGCCACCAUGGGCGCCCUGACCCCGGCUCACAUGCUGGGCAACCCGUACGGUGCCAUGCCCCUCUCAGGCCUGCUGGGGGUGAAGUCCGUCCCCUUUCUGACUCUGUCCAGCCCGGGCCCCACCGUGGCCGUCACCGCGGCGCCCUCCCACACCACCCUGGCCGCCUACACCGCCAAAAUCUCCUCAGCCAACUGCAUCAAAAAGCCAGAGAGACAGAAGUUCGCUCCGUACUGAUGAGCUCCACGUCCCAGAGGAGGAGAGAGGAGGAAAUCAAACGACGGACA
Messenger RNA from Anoplopoma fimbria (sablefish), 1424 nucleotides. Its product is annotated as poly(rC)-binding protein 4-like. The coding region runs from base 1 to 1374 and encodes 457 amino acids. The record is from RefSeq and is a predicted model, not a curated record. The transcript has 13 exons. Gene Ontology annotation, cellular component: cytoplasm; nucleus. Gene Ontology annotation, biological process: negative regulation of mRNA splicing, via spliceosome. Gene Ontology annotation, molecular function: mRNA binding. NCBI's taxonomy places the organism in Eukaryota, Metazoa, Chordata, Actinopteri, Perciformes, Anoplopomatidae.